This is a messenger RNA of Eublepharis macularius, 414 nucleotides long. RefSeq names its product insulin like 5 (gene INSL5). The coding region runs from base 1 to 414 and encodes 137 amino acids. NCBI's taxonomy places the organism in Eukaryota, Metazoa, Chordata, Lepidosauria, Squamata, Eublepharidae. Gene Ontology annotation, molecular function: hormone activity. The transcript is spliced from 2 exons. Gene Ontology annotation, cellular component: extracellular region. The record is from RefSeq and is a predicted model, not a curated record.
AUGAGGGGAGUAUUGCUAGGCUUGCUUUUACUCUCUGUCUUCAUGGCUAUCUCUGAAGUAAAAAGUGAAGAGAGAUUUGUUAAGCUUUGUGGAAGAGAUUUUGUAAGAGCUGUUGUUUUCAUUUGUGGAGGAUCUCGCUGGAGAAGACAUCUUGCUAACAAUGCAGAAGGCUUCUUUGGUGAAAAAAGCCACCCACACAUUUCACUUGAUGUAAGUGCUUCAGCCACUGAAAAUAAUAUCCAGAAGCCAGAAUCCCAAAGUGAAGAAUUCAUCCAGGCCUUGUCUCAGUCCAAAGGAAAUGUGUGGAGCAAGCAGCAAAGGUCUAUACUUAAGAGGAGUGAGGAAGUCACACAACUCACAAACUCUUGCUGCAGUAGUGGCUGUCAUGAAAGCAGUAUACGUUCACUGUGCUAA